Messenger RNA from Lynx canadensis (Canada lynx), 2455 nucleotides. It is a transcript of the gene ACOT8, whose product is annotated as acyl-CoA thioesterase 8. Gene Ontology annotation, molecular function: fatty acyl-CoA hydrolase activity. The transcript has 5 exons. Gene Ontology annotation, cellular component: peroxisomal matrix. The record is from RefSeq and is a predicted model, not a curated record. NCBI's taxonomy places the organism in Eukaryota, Metazoa, Chordata, Mammalia, Carnivora, Felidae. Bases 103 to 1068 code for a protein of 321 amino acids. Gene Ontology annotation, biological process: acyl-CoA metabolic process; fatty acid catabolic process.
CUUCCGGUUGCUGGAACAAGCUGCCGGAAGAAGCUGCUCGUUCAAUGCGGAUCUCCGCGUGUCUGCCCAGCGCUACGUCCUGGCCGGCAGCGAGUGAACCCCAUGUCGUCCUCGCAGGCUCCAGAGGACCAGCAGGGCGGCGGCGAUCCCCCCGGGGACCUCCGCAGCGUCCUGGUUACCAGCGUGCUCAACCUCGAGCCGCUAGACGAGGAUCUGUUCAGAGGAAGGCAUUACUGGGUACCCACAACCCAGCGGCUGUUUGGGGGUCAGAUCGUGGGCCAGGCCUUGGUGGCUGCAGCCAAGUCUGUGAGUGAAGACGUCCACGUGCACUCUUUGCAUUGCUACUUUGUACGGACAGGGGACCCAAAGGUGCCGGUACUGUACCAGGUGGAGCGAACUCGAACAGGGACGAGCUUCUCUGUGCGCUCUGUGAAGGCCGUGCAGCAUGGCAAGCCCAUCUUUAUCUGCCAGGCCUCCUUCCAGCAGGCACAGCCCAGCCCCCUGCAGCACCAGUUCUCCAUGCCCGUUGUGCCCCCACCGGAAGAACUGCUUGACCAUGAGUUCCUCGUUGACCAGUAUUUAAGGGACCCCAACCUCCAAGAGAUGUACCGGGUGGGACUGAACCGAAUUGCUGCCAAGGAGGUGCCCAUUGAGAUCAAGCUGGUAAACCCACCGAUCCUGAGCCAGCUGCAGAGCAAGGAGCCCAAACAGAUGUUCUGGGUGCGAGCCCGGGGCCAUAUUGGGGAGGGCGACGUGAAGAUGCAUUGCUGUGUGGCUGCCUACAUCUCGGACUAUGCCUUCCUGGGCACAGCACUGCUGCCCCACCACUGGCAGUGUAACGUGCACUUCAUGGUCUCUUUGGACCACUCCAUGUGGUUCCACAACCCCUUCCGAGCUGACCACUGGAUGCUCUAUGAAUGCGAGAGCCCCUGGGCUGGUGAGUAUGGGGCCACCAGGACAAGGGUGCUGACGUUGGGGGGCAGGAAGCCUGCUUUCUGGGGUGAUGCUGCCCUCCGCCCCCAGCCUGUGGGGCACUGCACAUGUCACUUCCUCUCCUGCCUCCUCUAGGCUCUGGCAUUCUUCUCUUCAAAAGGACAGGGUGAGGCUUGAAACGGGACACCUGCUCAGCUUAAUAUCUGUAACAGGCAGAAGGUACUAGAGACCCGGUUCUAGUCCAGAACCACUUCAGAUUCUCUGUGUGAUCCUGGGCAAGUCCCAGCGCCUCUAUGAGCCUCAGUUUCCCCAUCUGAACAAAUAGGGUCCCACAAGCAGUGGUAUCUGAACCUGGUGGCCCAUCAGACUGCCACUUGGGGGAGCUUUUUCAAAAUAGGUUCUCAGAUUUUACCCUCAAGAUUCUGACUCAGCACGUCUUGGAUAAAAUCCAGGAAACUAUUUUUGAGAGGCUCCCUGAGCAAUAGUGCUGAUUAGCCAACCUGGUUGGGGUCAGGGCCUUCGGUCGUCUCUGAGGGCUCCACAACUUGGACACUGUUAGUGCGCAGAGAAGCCCAGACUCGUUCAUCAGUGCCUUGUCUCAGAGCCCUGGGCUCCUUUCUAGGGAACUACUUUUCAAAGGAAGAAAAGCCUCGCUUUGUAAAACAGGGACAAAACUUAAGGGAUUCUAUAUUCAGGGAAGGGGGUACUCUCCAGUACCAACAGUAUCACAAUACAGGAUCAACAGCCUUGCAGUUAGGACGCUUCGGUUCGGGUUUGGCCGGCUCCUUAUGGCCGAGUUCCUGAGCCUCCUGGGACUUUGCUGUCUUCAUCUGGAAAAUGGGUGAGGCUUGUUUCACUUGGCUACUAUGAGAACUCAGUGAGCUCUACUCUGUGUAGGGGAGACCAGCAGCUCCCUUCAGAACCUUCCAACUCAGGCCCAGGGUUAGCAGGGGAAUCUCUAAGCAGGGAAGGAGGGCUGGCCAGCCCUGAUGGCCCCAGGCCCUCCCAACACCCCCUUCUUCCUGCUAGUGGGGUGGGGGCAGUGUGGGAGUCUUUUUCAUGAACCACCCUGGAGGACCGGUUUCAUUUAUUACAAAGGGAAGUGACAGGUUUGCUACCACAAGUGGCCAGGGUGGGUGGCUCGACCCGGCCAAGCUACUGACCAAGACUGUCCUCAGAACUCCUCCCCUGUGAUCUUUUUGAGGAAGCCAGUGAAUAUGUGAAAGUGCUUCAAACUGUCAAGUGGGGUUCCCACAGGAGUUACCCCCAGGGACCAUCCAUAAUAGGCUCAUAAAGGGGCACCUAGAGAUUGGAAGAGGCCACAACACUCAGUGUGCCCUUGUAUGGGGCUGUCAGACCAGUUGCACCCUUUUCGAGCAGCACAUUAUGCUGGGCUGUGAAGGAGCGAGAAGGUCAUUCUCACCCUUCUCCUCACCCGCAGGUGGCUCCCGGGGGCUGGUCCAAGGGCGGCUGUGGCGUCGGGACGGCAUCCUGGCUGUGUCCUGUGCUCAAGAGGGCGUGA